AAAUAAUGUGCUUUUUCUUUUCCCUCUUUCAGCGAAGUUUUUGCUUGAGAAAAACACAUUUGCUCAGCAAAACAAAAACCACUUUUAAGGGUUGUUCUUGGUGGAAAUUGCUCUAUGCCCUAUCACCCGCUUGAGUGAAACCAGACUAAGAACUUCUGUCAUGGCAGCUUUUCUGCUGGGAGCUGUGUUGCUUAUUGUUCAACCUCAGAUAGUGCCUUCCAGACCAGCUAUAAAUUCAAAUGCUGAGACUUCUUCUCAGUCUGUUCAGAGAGAGCUUUUAAAGAAAACAUCUCAGAAAAAUGACUUCAAGGAAAACAUUCAUUCUAAUGGAUCAUGUCAGCAGCUGCCACAGACUAUUAUUAUUGGAGUGAGAAAAGGUGGAACAAGAGCUUUGUUAGAGAUGUUGAGUCUCCAUCCAGAUAUUGCAGCAGCAGAAAGUGAAGUUCACUUCUUUGACUGGGAAGACCAUUACAGGAAUGGAUUGCAGUGGUAUAUUAAUCAAAUGCCAUUCUCGUAUCCCCAUCAGAUCACCGUGGAAAAAACUCCAGCGUAUUUCACAUCACCUAAAGUGCCUGAAAGAGUUUAUAACAUGAACCAAUCCAUGAGACUACUCCUUAUUUUAAGAGACCCAAGCGAGAGAGUGCUGUCAGAUUAUACCCAAGUGUUCUACAACCACAUGCAGAAGCACAAGCCGUACCCAUCCAUAGAGCAAUUCCUGAUAAAAAAUGGUGAACUCAAUGUGGACUACAAGGCAAUAAACAGAAGCUUAUACUACAUUCACAUGCAGAACUGGCUGAAGUAUUUUCCUCUUGAUCAUAUCCACAUUGUAGAUGGGGACAGACUAAUCAAAGAUCCCUUUCCAGAAAUAGAAAAAGUAGAGAGAUUUCUGAAGUUAUCACCACAGAUAAAUGCUUCAAACUUUUAUUUCAAUAAAACUAAGGGGUUCUACUGCCUGAGGGACAGUGGUAGAGAGCGCUGUUUGCACGAGUCCAAAGGACGAGCACACCCGCAAGUGGACACCCGGUUACUGGAGAAACUGCAGGAAUAUUUCCAUGAACCCAACAAGAAGUUUUUUGAGCUUGUGGGCAGAACAUUUGACUGGCACACAUUUGUGGCAAGUUAGUGGUAAGCUUCAGAACCUAUGUUCCAGUGUACAGUUAGAAGAUUUAAAAAGGGCAUUUAAGCUAUUAUUUAUUUGUAAAAUCCAUAAAUACUUCUGUACAGUAUUAGAUUCACAAUUGCCAUAUAUACUAGUUAUAUUUUUCUACUUGUUAAAUUUGAAAGCAUUUUGUAUUGUUUUUCAUGGUUGUUAACAUUGUGUAUGACGUGUCUAUAUGAAGAAACUAAAUUAUUUCAUUGCAGAAGGUGCUCUCUUGAGAAUGUGUUGUCUUUUUAAUAAAUAAGAAAUUCAUUUCGACAGAACAUUUCUGAAUUGUUUGAAUACUUUGGCCUUCCUCGACUAUUUUCACUAAUUGCUAAUGAAUAUGAUAAAUUUUACCUUUCCAUUUUUCUUAAAGUGUGGAUUAAUAAUUUCUUUUCCAUUUGCAAAUACUGUUGUAGCUAACAAAUUGUUCAAUCCUGCUUUAUGAAAUUAUUUCCUGUCAAAGUGUUGGUACUUACACAUGUUGGGAAAUGCACACCCAAAGGACAAUGGAUGUCUCUGUGUAAUUUGAUAUAUUAACUGCUAUACUUAACAUUCAUAUUCACUGUUAUAACAAGUGCUCCUCAAUUCUUUGGCAGUACAGUGCAGGUUUCAUGGCAGAAUUUUAAAGAUUAUGUGGGGACCAGCUCAUAAAAUACAGUUAGCUGUAGAAAUAUGGUCAACCUGAAAACUUCCAGUCUCUGAGUAUAUGUAUACUUCAUAAAGAGGUAUGGUUGAGAGAAUUUAAGCAAUAUAGAGACUUUUUCAAGGCUGCUUUUGACUGUUCCUACAUUUCAUAGCACAUUUAUGCUUUACCAUCGCUGAAAAUGAACACACCAGAAAAAUUAGUUGGUCUACAUUCCAUUAAGCAGGAACUUCUUUCAUAUAAAUAUUUCUACUUUUGUCCCCUACUUAAGGCUGCUUUCUAUGAGUUUUCAGUUGCUUCAUGCAACUGCAAAUUGCCUAUGGACUACUAUUUGUCCAAGAACAACGAUGCCAGGUCUUAAUGAGAUGUGUGUUGUGGGAUUAACCCAAAUUCCAGGAACUUGCCUUGUUUUCUGUCUGCUAAAAAUGGAAGAUAGAUGUUAGUACAUUGGUAAAAACUGCAGUUGUCCUUAUCUACAAUGGUUAUGAUGUCUUGUUCACCAUCAGUUUCUGGAGUUGGAGUUAAUCCAGUUUCCACACAAGGCUUCUCACAGUACUUUCAAUCCAAGAUACUGAUUUUUAUUUCAUGAUCUUGAGUUUAGUUGUUGAAUGUGCAAUGGCAACACCCAGUAAAUUUGAGCUUGCUACAAUCCUUUAUAAAAUUUAAAUGUGAAUUCAUUCAUUUUUUUCUGGUGAGCUAGUGCAAACUUGGGCACUAUAACAAGGUAUCAUCUGGAUGCAAAUAUCCCAUAUUAUGCCUUUUGCAUGAAAAUUUGCAGAUGCUGUCCCUCUCUCCCGCUCCUUGUGCACCUGCCCAAGCUGUAUUCAGCCUCAGAGAGGUUGGCAGUGUUUUAUAAAGCCUACAAUGAAAUGGUAUUGUACUCAAUAAAAUAUUUUCUGAAUUGCAUUUUUCCUUCUGUUUUUUUUUCUUCAGUUUCUAGUUUGGAAGACCACAAUUUAGGAUUCAACUCCAGUUUAGAUUUCAGCUAAAUGUUACUUAAGAGCUUAGCUAUUGAUUGAAUAGCGUGUUGCUAUUGAUAUGAAAGCAGUUGUUUGCUGCUGGGUUGUCUGAAUGAUUCACUGCUGACCCAGGAUAUACAACAAGGAGGCAAAGUUUCUGGUGGCAAUAAUGUCAAAUCUUACAUGAGGCAGAUGCUAAAAAUAACAGAAUCAUAGUGCCAUCAUAUUUCACUUAAAGUUUUAGAAGAGAGAAAUUCAGGGAAUUUUGUGUAAGGUGGGGCACUAUUUUUUCCUACAUUUACCCCAUUACCUUGGUAAUGUUAUCUCUGCAGGAGCCAGCUGGACCAAAGUGAUUUUGGCCCAGAAAAAAGGCUUCCAUUAGUGCCUUCCUGCAGUCUCAGAUUAAGCUCACCACAUUUACCAAUGUUUUCCUGAGAAAGGAAAAAUACUCGCAGGCAUGUGACCAGGAAUUGGAGGAGUACGUGAAGGCAGGGCUGCAACAAGUCCCCCUGCAGCAGGUUGAACAUGGUAUCAGUGUUGAAUUGGAAAUGCCUGUGCAGUACUGACAGCUGAUGGUGGCACUGAGGAUACUUUUAGUGCCUAGUGCUGCUUGAUACCAGUAGUGUGCCUGUCUCUAAGCAGGUCACAUGCACACAUUUCCCCACACACAAUAUGGCUUGUCUCUCUAUAGAAAGAGAAGUGCAGCAUGAAGCAUUAGGUCACUACUACUGUUACAGUGCUAGGACCUCAUAGAGCGUUGUGUGCAGGAUCCAGAGGUGAAGUGACCACUUCAGGGGACAUUCUGAAGCACAAUAUGACAGGAGUCACAUCCUCAACACCAAGUUCAGAGGGUCUCACAGAAAGUAUAUCAUACCCAAUGCUUACACCUUGUGCAGGGAUGGCAUGACUGUACAAUACCUUAUCCUGAAGGUAGCUUUCUGUUAGCUGUGAUGGUGAUGAGCAAUAAAUCCCACCCACACUAAUAAUAGCAGUAAUGUUUACCUGCCAUAGGUUCAAGAGUUCAAGAGUUCCAAUUCUGAAAACUAUUCUGUGUGAAUGUUCUGUUUAAUCAGAGCAACAUUCAUUUCCCACACUGUACCUAAAUAUAUUUACUAGGCUGUUUCUAAAUGGGUGUUAGACAAUAACAAAAGCCAUCAGAAAGUGAAGAGAGAAUGAAAGAAGAAGACCAAAGCACAUUCCAUUUGGGACUCUAGAAAAAUUAAUAAUGACCUUUGAAGGCAUGUCAUAUCUGCUCAUAAAAGAAAAAAGUCCCUGAAAUACCUUUCCAGUGUUAUGCAACACAGGUAUUUAUUUCUGUAAAGCUCUACUAGCUCAGGUUUAAAGUACAACCACUUGGAUGUUGCUCCAGAGACCUGUUUUCUCAGGACACCUAGCCAAGCCUGUGAUCACUCUUGAAAACUAAAAUAAAUACAAGGCUUUAUGAGAAUUAAAAGCCGGGCACUCCCCUUAAGUACAAAAAGAAAUGCCAACCAAAUAAUUAUUCAGGGUGGCACUGUAGGACUGUCUUGACCUUUGCGUCACAACACAGAUUAGUGUGAAAGCCAGAUAUUGUACCUGCAGAGGACAAAGAUUAGACUGUAAUGAUUAUUCCAGGAACAAUGCUGGAAGUUUAUGGAAAGGGAAAAGAACACCAAAGCUAUUAUUUCAUCAAGAGUAUUUCUACAUGUACUGCUGAUGCUGCAUGAUCUGGUUACAUGUGCUUGGCUCUUCCUUGUAUAUUUUUCCUGCUGUUACAGGUGAAAAAACAUCUACUGUUCUUGAAUAAAUCAACAUUUCUUUGGAACAUAUCAUUAAAAAAAUCUAUCAAUUUUUAAAUCUUGCUGCAUUCAUUGAUAAGUGUGUGAAACUUAACACUAUAGAAUAUUUUAGAUGAAAACUUUUUUAGUUUGGUUCUCAAAGCUGAUAAUUUUGUGUUUCCUUGUCUACUGCCAUUUUCAGAGUCUGCAGAAAGCCAGGAUUUCUUUCCCUGUUAUCAUUCAAACAGAUUUCAAAUGCCAAAGAGAAAUAUGGGUUAUGGAAUAUGGCAUAUGGCGUAUUUCCAUGUAUCUUCUGUUUUAUCUAGCAUGGCUGACCAUGUAUUAAAAAAUAUCACAGAUGUACUCUAUGAGUAAAAGACUGUAUAUCAAAACUAUUUCUCGUAGGAAUAUUCCUUUUCCAUUCUUUUUUCUGAAGUCUGUGACUUGAAAGUCCUAAUUAUGACCACAUUGUGAAUGAAAUUUUUCAGAAGUAUGUUAUUAGAUGUUUUCUAAUACAGUAACAAAGUAAUAAAACUAAAAUAAGGCCAAAGCAUUGAAUUAAAUUAAGUCAACAAAAUGUGUUGAACUUGGUACUAGGUAUAUACCUGCUGAAAUAGUUGCAAGGAUGUGCCUCUACAGCUGUAACAAUAUUUUCUCAUUCUUAUGCCAGCAACUUUUAUUUAUAUAACUCUGUCUAAUGCCCAGUUAUGCUCAAAAUAUUGUAUUUUCAAUAUUAAAUCCUUCAUUUUUCAAUUGAUUGGAGAGGCCAGUUAUGGGUGAAAGCCAUGUAAAUAUGUGAAUGGAAAAAAAAAUCAUUAAUAAUUUCCUUACAAAAAAUAAAUGAGAUUGCAUUUAUGUCUCCUAGAAAUUUAGCAGUGAACAGUACUCUUUUCCUGCAACAAUAACCAAUCCACAGUAAAUUUUCUACUUAAAUACUACACAACAGUUGAUGCAGUUUUUAAGUUAAUAGUGCAAUAAACACAACAGUGAUGCUGCAGAUUUUAAAUGCCUUCUGGGAAGUAUAAAAUAUGCACGUCAGGGUGGGGAGCAGCUGGAUGCAUAGGAGCAUCUGAUCUCUUUGGUUUGAGAAAGCUUUUUUUUUUUUUUUAGUGGUAAGGAACAUGAAAUUUUUGGCUUGGAGAUAACUUUAUGUUGUCUAUGAAAGCAAUGUCUUCCUUUAACUUCCAAGUCAAUAAUCCUAUCAUAAUUACAUCACCUUUAUACUCAGUAUUUAUAUUAUUCUCUGCCAAAAUGUAUUUUAAGAGCCAAACCCCCGAUAGCAGGUGCAUCCCUUAGUAUAAGAAAAAACAUUGUAAUACAACUCUGACACAUGGCUUCAAUUACAAAGACACAUUGCCUUGCACAAAGGAGUAUUCUGAAACUGAUGGCAAAAUUCUUCUUUUCUUAAUUUGGAUGAAGAUUACAGAAACAGGAACAUGUGUACAUUCACAAAAAACAGAACAACUAACAUGCCCUCUUCUCCUUGGUUUCCAAUCAAUCGGUCAGCAGUAUUUCAUCAAUAAAGAUCAGGCCAGCUUUUAGGAACCAGCACAGUUCAGUCCAGAUAACUCUCAAAAGAAAGAGUUCUUGCAGAUAUUCUUAACCAAACACUUUUCAGGGUAUCUCCUAUUUUUGUAAUUUGUGUAAUUCUUCUUUCCUCCCUUGUAUGCUACUGUCCUGUCACAUCUGUGCUAUUAACUAUUAUAUUAUCACCCUAUCAGAAAUAGAUCCAUUAUCUGAUGGUGUUUUUAUAGAAUACUAUUCAAAUGAAUGUGAAAUCACAGCAUUAUGGAGCUCAAAAAUACUUUAUAUGUGUUUGCUCUGAUAUGUUUUAAACUUUAUUUGAAUAAAAUUCAGCUUAUUUGGUCUGUGUCA
Molecule: messenger RNA, 6378 nt
Organism: Zonotrichia albicollis (white-throated sparrow)
Lineage: Eukaryota; Metazoa; Chordata; Aves; Passeriformes; Passerellidae
Source: RefSeq, a predicted model, not a curated record